UCCCUCAAACGUUUAUUAAAAGCUGUUUUCUUUCUCAAAACUAAAACAGGGGUAUGCUGCUAAGAAGUUCUUCAACUCCGGUUCUUGGAUCACUCGUAUCUUCCAUAGCUGCUGAUAGUCCUAACAACAACAAUCACUACCAUGAAACCAGCAGCCCCUUCAGGCACUACCCAUCAAGCUCCUUUCAUGGCAACAGACUCUCAUUUCAUCCCUCUCCAGGCUCAGUCCAUCUCUCUACUGUAGCUUCUUGUGGUUCCUCUCCUAUAUCUCCUUCCGUUGUCGACCAGAGUUCGGAUUUCGAACUCAAAGGUUUUCGCCGGGCGCAAUCUGAUGGGAACUUGGAAGGACUCGCCUAUUCUGCUCGCAAUGGCAAUGAUGAAUUCUACAAUCAGAACCACCCCAAGAAGCUGCCUGCAAGAAACAAGUGCUUGAUGUUGCAAACCAUCCCUUCCUUUUCGUUCUAUAAUUCAGGCGCAAGGCGUGAGGAAGAAGACGAGAGUGAUUUUGAAGGAGAAGAGGAAGAGGAGAUGGAAGAAAAUGAAGAAAAGGUAACGGCUGCUUUAAAUGGUAGUAGCCAUGGAUUCAACUCAAUCAGCUUGGAGAACCUGUCGUUGAAUGAAAAGGUUGAAGUCACUGAUGAAAAAGGGUUGGUGGGUGUAGAAAUGUUUCUUCCUAUAGGAGUUGAGGCAGCAAUGGAUGGUGGUAACAGGAGUGGUGGUGGUUGGGGUGGUGGUGGAGGUGAGUUUAACUCAGCAGGCUCUAAUGGAGAUGGUGAAAUCGAGGAGUAUUACAAGAGAAUGGUGAAGGAAAAUCCAGGGAACGCAAUAUUUUUGAGGAAUUAUGCUCAGUUUUUGUAUCAGUCAAAGAGAGACCUUCAAGGAGCAGAAGAGUAUUACAGUCGAGCCAUUCUAGCAGAUCCGAAAGACGGUGAAACCCUGUCGCAAUACGCCAAGUUAGUGUGGGAGCUACACCGUAAUGAAGAAAGAGCUUCAAGCUACUUCGAACGUGCAGUUCAAGCAUCUCCUCAAGAUUGCCAUGUUCAAGCAGCUUAUGCUAGUUUCCUCUGGGAAACAGAGGAAGACGGAGAUGAAUGUGCAGUGCCUAGCGAAAUCGGUAGCAUUCCCGGAGCCCUGGCAAGCGCUUAAGCAGCCUGCAAAUGCACAAUGAGGGAACAUGUCCAGUAAAAGUGUACACGUUAUAC
This is a messenger RNA of Hibiscus syriacus, 1201 nucleotides long. RefSeq lists its product as uncharacterized. Lineage: Eukaryota; Viridiplantae; Streptophyta; Magnoliopsida; Malvales; Malvaceae. The record is from RefSeq and is a predicted model, not a curated record. The transcript has 3 exons. The coding region runs from base 54 to 1145 and encodes 363 amino acids. Gene Ontology annotation, molecular function: protein binding. Gene Ontology annotation, biological process: RNA processing.